AUGACGUUAAAAUUGUUUUUGUGGAUUGUAACAAUUUUUUCUUUCAUAAAUUAUGGAAUAACAGAUUUAGAGGAUUCCAAAAUUCCUGGCAAAACUCUUGCCCAACUUUUACAUGAAAAAGAAAGUAAUGAGGGAUCUGAUCAUUCCGAACAGAAAACUAAAACUAUAGCUACAUUAUUCAAAGAGGAAGAAAAUGAAAAAUUUCUAAAGGAAGAAGUUUCCACUAAAAAAGAUUAUGGGAAUCAGGGGAAUUUGAAAUCAAGUUUGAAAAAAGAAAAUGGUGGUCGAGAGAAGAAAAUAAAGAAAGUUAACUUUCAACAUAAUAUUGCUACAUAUCAUGAAGCAAUUGAUCCCAAAGAUGAUAAUAUGCCCGAAGUUUAUUAUAAAGAUCCGCCGUUCCUCUAUGAAAAUGAUGAAAAAGAUGAGGAAAAGGAAGAAGAUCAUGAAAAAAAUAUUAAAAAAAGAGAAAAUUAUCUAAAACUUUCAGUUGAUGAAAGAUUGAAAAAAUAUUCGAAAAAUAUAGCACCCUUGGAAUAUGCCGUUAAUUUAUUAAAAAAUAAAGAGAAACAAGAAAAACUUGCUGCUUUAAUUGGCAAUAAAAAAUUUAAUCAAAUUCUCAAAAAAUUUCAGAACAAAAAAGAAUUUUUAGCAUUAAAGUCUAGUAUAGAAGAAAAAUUGGAAACGGCUUCAACAAACAAGGUGCCAUUUUUCGACCCGUUAAAGAAAUCAAAAAGCCAGAAAAAAUAUUUAGAUGAUCUUGUCGAGGCGGGCUAUCUGCGUUUACUCUUUGCCGUUGAAUUGUGUUCAAAAAUUGAAGAUAUUUAUAAAAACAACACUGAAGAUAAGGAUUAUAUGAAAAAGUAUUGUGCUGAUCAAAUGAAUAAAAAUUUUAUACAAAAGUUUUAUGAAAAAAAUAUUUAAAUUAUUUAA
Messenger RNA from Meloidogyne enterolobii, 930 nucleotides. Lineage: Eukaryota; Metazoa; Nematoda; Chromadorea; Rhabditida; Meloidogynidae. The record is from the annotation of a GenBank genome assembly.